Condylostylus longicornis is the source of this 1916-nucleotide messenger RNA. It is a transcript of the gene hyx, whose product is annotated as parafibromin. The transcript is spliced from 8 exons. Gene Ontology annotation, cellular component: Cdc73/Paf1 complex. Gene Ontology annotation, biological process: positive regulation of transcription elongation by RNA polymerase II; transcription elongation by RNA polymerase II. The record is from RefSeq and is a predicted model, not a curated record. NCBI's taxonomy places the organism in Eukaryota, Metazoa, Arthropoda, Insecta, Diptera, Dolichopodidae. The coding region runs from base 105 to 1682 and encodes 525 amino acids. Gene Ontology annotation, molecular function: RNA polymerase II complex binding.
UUUGAUUGUGCGUCAAAUAUUUUUAAAUAUAAUUAAAAAUAUAAAAAUAAAAUUGUUUAUUUAAUAUUUUUUUGUAAAAAGCUUGUAAAUAAGUUUUUUCAAAAAUGGCUGAUCCACUGAGUUUGUUAAGACAGUACAAUAUCAAUAAAAAAGAGAUAGUUGAAAGGGAGAAUCAGAUUAUAUUUGGUGAAUUUUCGUGGCCAAAAAAUGUGAAAACAAAUUAUCUAAAAUAUGGCUCUGGCAAAAAAGGGGCCCCAAGGGAAUAUUACACAUUAGAAUGUUUACUGUACCUUUUAAAAAAUAUUCAUUUGCAACAUUCGGUAUACGUCAGGCAAUGUGCUGCUGAAGAUAUUCCUGCUGUGAAUCGUCCUGAUCGUAAAGAACUUCUAGCUUAUUUGAAUGGAGAAACAUCAACGUGUGCAAGUAUAGACAAAAGUGCUCCGUUUGAGAUACCAACUCAAGUAAAAAGACCAAUAGAAAGUGAUGGAUCUGCCUUAGACUCUAUAGCCAAAAAAGCUAGAUUUGAAAAUACACAGGUGCAAAAGGUUCGCGAACAGCUUGCUGCUCGUUUAGAUGUCAAUAAGAAAGAAGCUUCGGUCAAUAUUGAUAAUAUUAAAUCAUUAUCUGAAACUAUGUCUGUUGAAAAAAUUGCCGCUAUUAAAGCGAAAAGAUUAGCUAACAAAAGGACUACAAUUAAGAGACAUGAUAACGAUGAUGCAAUUGGAACAGAUCUUCGGGUUAUCCUUGAUUUUGAUGUUGAUUUGACAAAAGAUAUUAUUAGCAGAGAGAGGCAGUGGCGCACAAGGACCACUAUUCUCCAAAGUUCGGGAAAGCUUUUUGCAAAAAAUAUUUUGGCUAUUUUGCAAGGAAUAAAAGCUAGAGAAGAAGGUCGCCUCAAACCUCAACCUCAACCAAUUAGAUUACCUGAACCAUCAAGAAUGAUGAAACCAUUACCGCAGCUGGCACAAUAUAAUCGUUAUGAUCAGGAAAGAUUCAAUAGACAAAAGGAAGAAACUGAGGGUUUCAAAAUUGAUACCAUGGGUACAUAUCACGGUAUGACCUUAAAGUCUGUGACUGAAGGAUCCAUGCAAAAGAAACAAAUAGCAAAUCUUCCUCCAGGGCGUCCAAAAGAAUUAAUGCCGAGCGCUCAAGCACGAAUCGUUUCGCAAAAUGCACCCAAAAGAACUUCACGCACUCCUAUAAUAAUAAUUCCAUCGGCAACAACAAGUUUAAUAACCAUGUAUAAUGCAAAAGAUAUAUUACAAGAAUUAAAAUUCGUGUCAACAGAGGAAAAGAAAAGUCAGGGUUGCCCAAGAGAUAAUGAAGUUUUGUUACAGCGUCGGAGAGACAAUGCCAUUACUGUGCCGUAUCGUGUAAUAGAUAAUCCACAAAAAUUAUCAGCUCAAGAUUGGACAAGAGUUGUAGCUGUUUUUGUUAUGGGCCCUGCAUGGCAAUUUAAAGGUUGGCCGUGGGAUGGAAAUCCAGUGGAAAUUUUUUCAAAAAUAUGUGCAUUUCAUUUAAGAUUCAAUGAACAAAAAUUGGAUCAGAAUGUAGCAAAAUGGGCUGUUACAAUAUUGAAUCUUUCACAAAAUAAACGACAUUUAGAUAGAGCCGUUCUUAUGACGUUUUGGGAAAAAUUAGACAAAUAUAUGCUGAAAAAUAAACCAGAAUUAAGAUUUUAAAAUACCACUAUUAAGUUUAGAUGUAGUAUAAUUUACGACUAUAAUUUUUGAAUUUAUUUCUUGUAGUGAAUAGUUUGUAUGCUCACAAAAAACGCAUGUAAACUUUUAAUAUUUUUAUGUAGCGUAAAAAGUAUCAAGUUAAGAAACUUUUUUAUGAUAAAGCUGUAUAAAAACAAUAAUAGCUCUUUAAAAUAUUAUAAUUCAGAUUUUAAAUCUAAAAUAAAUAUGAAAACA